AUGGGGUUCAAUUUCACCUACCUGUGUGAACUCCUCUCGACCCUCGAGAAUAACCGGAUUGAAAAAGCGUCCACGGCGGCAAGGAACAAAAAUUUGGACACACGGGCUGUAGCCCGGUGGUUUACGCAGCAUGGCAAGCGAAUACAUAGCAAAGACACGGACCAACUAGCCCUUCUCUCGUGCUUGUUUCCGGAAAAGAGAACCGACAGAGUAUACUGGCUGCAGGACACUUCCCUAGAAAGGGUAAUUGGUCGAUGUCUGCUGUUGGGCUCUUCACGGAGGCAGGAGCUUGAGCGCUGGCGCCAUUCCGGAGGAGUUGAUCUAGGCGAAUGCGUGGAGAAUGUGAUGCGGCAGGCCGAGAAUGACAUUCCACGCGGUAGAGAAGUCACAGUAGAGGAGAUCGAUGUGGCCUUGAAUAAUAUCGCCUCGCGAUGUAGGUUCUCUGGGCCGCAGGUACGCAGACAGCGUACGGCAGUUGACGUGGAGGGCGCUUUGGGUCCUUUAUAUCUACGCCUGAGUAGCAGAGAUGCUAAAUGGCUUACUCGAAUGAUACUCAAAAGCUACUUUCCAGUAGUCUUGCCGCAAAGGUUCACGAUGAAGAGCUUGCAUUUUUUGCUUCCUCAGCUUUUGCUUUUCCAGGACUCGUUCGAAUCUGCGUUGAAAACACUGGCUUCCGAACCAAUAAAUUUCUUCCCAGCCCAGCCAGAGCCUGGUCUGGCCAAAGAUCUGAGUACCAAGGCCUUACAGUAUUUGGAUCCUGAGGUUGGUAUUAAGAUUGGGCGGCCGGAGUACUAUAAAGCUCGCAGUAUCAAACACUGCUGUCGAAUGGUGGACCGUCGCCGAAUGAGUAUGGAGAGAAAGUAUGAUGGCGAAUACUGCCAGAUACACAUCGACCUGACCAAGCAUCCGAACUCCAUCCAGAUAUUCUCAAAAAGUGGCAAGGAUUCAACGGCAGAUAGAUCGGGAGUCCAUCAUAUCCUCAAGCAGGCCUUGAGAAUAGGAACGUCCGAGUGUAGAUUUUCUCGUCGUUGUAUAGUAGAGGGCGAGCUGCUUGUUUGGAGUAGCAAACACGGAAAGAUAGCAGACUUUCACAAGUUGCGCAAGUUCAUCUCUCGGUCUGGUGUCUUUAUUGGAACAGACCAUGAUUCUCCGCCACAACCUUACGAGCAUUUGAUGAUUGUGCUCUUCGACAUUCUGGUCCUUGACGAUGAUGUCUGUCUGAGAAAACCACAUAGGGAAAGGCGACUACUACUAAAAGAUGCGGUACAGGUUAUAGAUGGUCAUGCUGAUAUUGCCGAGCAGAGAAUCAUAGAUUUCUCCCGUUUCGACGGUCAGGUUAGGCUCGAGAGUAUAUUUGCUAAAGGCGUUGAAGAACGAUGGGAAGGAUUUGUGUUGAAAGGAUGCGACGAUCCAUAUUUCCCGAUUCUUUCUACGGAGACAAGAGGCGCAUACGGCCGCUGGAUAAAGCUGAAGAAGGACUAUAUACCAGGAUUAGGAGAUACAGUGGAUCUUGCACUGGUUGGUGCAAAAUACGAGGCUCGAGAUGCUACUGCGUUGAAGAAGAUCCGCAAGCUAUUAUGGACACACUUCUUCAUCGGAUGUCUCGACAAUAAGCAGGCUGUGUGUCAAUUCAACGCAACACCCAAGUUUCGAGUGGUUGAUGUGAUCGAUCGAAAUUGCAUGAGUGAGCGAAACAUGCAAAUACUCAACCAAUUCGGCGAGUUCAGAGCCUGCGGUCCCGAGUCAGGUUAUGGUUUUUGUGUGGAAUACGGACAGUCAACUAUCCCACAUGCAGAUGUCAUAUUUAAGACUCCCUUUGUCGUUGAGAUGCUUGGAAGUGGAUUCGAGAAACGCUCGGGAUCUCGAAUCUAUACCCUUCGAUUCCCUCGGAUCCAAAAAACCCAUUGGGAUAGGACGUUUGAAGACGCGGUUUCAUUAUCAGAGCUGCAGCUUCUGGCUGAAAGCGCCCGAUCAGUGCCUGGCGAGGAUGUCCAGGAACAUGAGGAAUGGACUAAGCGUUUGAAACAGGGGACUGGAUCUGCACAGUAUAUUGUCCAACGAUCACAAAGUGUUGUAUCUACAACUAGUACAUCCUCCAGACCA
Messenger RNA from Aspergillus wentii DTO 134E9, 2103 nucleotides. RefSeq names its product ATP dependent DNA ligase domain protein. The annotation marks the transcript as partial. Gene Ontology annotation, biological process: nucleotide-excision repair, DNA gap filling; DNA recombination; double-strand break repair via nonhomologous end joining. NCBI's taxonomy places the organism in Eukaryota, Fungi, Ascomycota, Eurotiomycetes, Eurotiales, Aspergillaceae. Gene Ontology annotation, molecular function: ATP binding; DNA ligase (ATP) activity; DNA binding. The record is from RefSeq and is a predicted model, not a curated record. The transcript is spliced from 2 exons. Gene Ontology annotation, cellular component: DNA ligase IV complex.